Molecule: messenger RNA, 1805 nt
Organism: Equus caballus (horse)
Lineage: Eukaryota; Metazoa; Chordata; Mammalia; Perissodactyla; Equidae
Gene: LRRC3C
Product: leucine rich repeat containing 3C
Cellular component (GO): voltage-gated potassium channel complex
Molecular function (GO): transmembrane transporter binding; voltage-gated potassium channel activity; potassium channel activator activity
Source: RefSeq, a predicted model, not a curated record
AUGGAAGAAGGUGCCACAAGGCCUGGUAGACGGGCAGAGAUGGAGAAUGCAGGAGGGAUGGAGCUGGGAGGUGAAGGGUUGCUGAAGGCAAUGGACUGCCAAACAGGCCCUCUGGUGUCUACCCGGCCCACCUGGCAGCCACCCAGAUCCUACUCCACUCCAGGACUAUGCCAAUCUGUGGCCAUGCUCCCACCAGGCAGUCACCUCCUGUCCCUCUUGCUGGUGAUAGGCACAGGGAGUACCGUGCCCAGCCCCUGGGUACCUCCCCAGGGAUGCUACGUGGCAGAGGAAGCCGGUGAGCGGACCUUCCGCUGCAGCCAGGCAGGCCUGAGUGCCGUGCCCUCAGGCAUCCCCAACGACACCCGCAAGCUCUACUUGGAUGCCAACCGGCUGGCAUCAGUGCCAGCUGGUGCCUUCCAGCACCUGCCUGUUCUGGAGGAGCUGGAUCUAUCCCAUAAUGUCCUUGUCCACCUCUCAGGGGCCGCUUUCCAGGGCCUGGCUGGGACGCUGCGCCACCUCGACCUCUCUGCCAACCAGCUGGCCUCAGUGCCUGUGGAGGCCUUCGUGGGGCUGCAGAUCCAAGUGAACCUGUCCGCCAACCCUUGGCGCUGCGACUGUGCCCUCCAGGAGGUGCUUAGGCAGGUGAGGCUGGCACCGGGCACUGGGACAGGCAUCGUGUGUGGCCCGGGAGCCCGCCCAGACCUCGUGGGGCAGGAGUUCCUGCCACUGGCAGGGGAGGAAGAACUGUGUGGCACGGGGCGGGGCGGGGCCCGGCGGAGCACUGACGUGGCCCUGCUGGUCACCAUGGGGGGCUGGUUGGUACUUGUGGUGGCUUAUCUGGUCCACUACGUGUGGCAGAACCGGGAUGAGACCCGAUGUCCCCUCAAGCGAGCCCCCGUGUUGCCCGUGCGCUCUGAGGACUCCUCCACCCUCAGCACAGUGGUCUGAUGACCAGGGCCACUCCUCUGGCCCCAUGCCCCACACUCCUACCCCUAUGUCCUCUCUUCUCCUCUGACCCCCUCAGCCUCCUCUGCAGCCCCAUCCCAUCCUCCAAAUUCUACCCCCUUCCUCCUCCAGCUAAACACCUGAUCUCUCUCUCUCUCUAUUUGGUGCCUGGAGUUUUUGGUGCCUGCGUUUGGUGCAUACUCUGGGUCUGGAUUAUGCUAGACUCAGACACCUAAAGCUCCUGAGUCCACAGUGGUGGAGGACAACAUAAAAGAGAAUGACAGUAGUGGUAUGUGUGCCAGUUCAGAGGGAGGAGCAGGCAGCUAUGGGAGCAUGGAGGAGGAAGCCUCUGCCUGGCAGACAUGGUCUCAAAGUCUUCACUGAAUGGAUGUUUGAGCUGACUCUUCAAGAAUGAGGAGGGCUCUGAGCAGAAGAGGGAGGACCCUACCUGAAAGGUGGUGGACAAAGACAAAGAAGAUGCAGAACAACUCUGGAUGUCUGGGCAGCAGCAAGACCUACCUGGGGCCUGGAAUAGAGGAUGCAAAAGGGGGCAAGGGUUGAAGGUGAGGUCAGAAAGUUGGGUGCAGCUGGAUUGAGAAGGAUCCCGUGGGCUUCUCCUCUCCUCUCUCCAUCUCAACUGAGAAGCUCCACCCUCACUUCUUGCCUCUCUCUUGGCCCCAGGCUCCCCUCCCUGUGCCCUCUAUUGGGGCCCCUCUUCCUUUUCCAGAGACUCCCUCAUCACUCUGCUUUCUCUUUUAUACACUGAAAAGCUACCUGAACCCUUUCCCUUGGGACGAAAGUGGUCUUGUCUAUGCUGGGGAUGAGUCAUUGGAGAGCUGGGGGUGGGGGGAACUAGGAAG